AUGUGUUUGGCCAAAUUCAAAGAUGCUCGCCUGGCUGUUGCAAUUAGUAAGUUGGUGUGGCAGACGGGUUGGGAACAAGGUCUUUUACUAGCACUGGGUCGACUGAAGGAUCAUGACGCGACUGAUGUACGCGUGCCCGACGACCCGAGAGUGUUUCGAGAUCGUCUUCUGGUCAUUUCAUCCGGCAUUAGUGCCCUUUCUCACGCGUCGGCCUGGACCAAAGCAUUAGGCCUGCUCUGUGCAUCCGCAACGUAUUUGGUUCAGCCAGAUGUCGUCCUUUACAAUGCGACAGCUGCAGUAUGUGGUCGUGCGUCUCAUUGGCAGUGGUCGCUUCACCUUUUCGAUCGCAUGCUUGGAGGCAGGGUCCACACCGACUCAACGAGCCUUAACGUGCUGAUCAGUGCGUGCGGCCGUGCGUCUCGGUGGGAGUUGGCGCUGGCCUUUACAGUUGGCGAUUGCAAGCUACAAGGGCAACGGCAGCUAGAUGCGCUUGGCGAAGCCAAAGGGGUUGGAGCAGCCAUUGAUGCGUUAGGUCGAGCUGGGCAGUGGCGCAUUGCUCUGUCCCUAUUGGACGAAGUGCGAACCCGAAGCGUAGCGAGCAUUGGAUGCUUCAAUGCUGCCAUUGCAGCGGCCGCUCGGAGUGGGCAGUGGCUUCAGGCUUUCCAGUGCCUGGAAUCCGUCCGUCGCUGUCGCCUGACCCCAUCGGCAAUCACCAGAGGAGCAGAGAUCCGUGUCUUGGGUUUGGGCGACAAGGGCCAGGGCCCGAGAGGCUUGGGCUGGCAAGCUUGCCUCACUGCACUUCUCCAGCCAAGCCCGUCUUUGAACCUCCAUGUGUUCAAUGCAUCGCUCAGCACCUGCGGACGGGCUCGUCGCUGGGAGCUUGUGCAUUCAUUGCUGCAGCUGAUGCCCCGCAUGGUCAUCGUCCCAGAUGCGUUGAGCGCAUCAGCCGUGGUCUCUUCAUGUGCUUCCUCAUUCAAGUGGGAGCAUGCCUUGGAACUUCGUCCAAGGGAGUCAGAUUGGAAAAGCCUCGGUCUGGAGUUUUCAGCAUCACGCUGCAUCUUUGUCUGUGUACCACAUGUAGCAUGCUGGUGGAUGCGACGCUUGCUGCGUCACAUGGUUUCAAUUUUGCACAGGGCACCGAAGACAGAGCAAGAGUUUGGGGCUUGCUUGCUUGCGUGGGACACCUUGAAGUCGUACAAUGCGGAGCUGUCUGCUGGGAAUGCGCUGCGGCACAAAGAGCGUGUCGAGCGGCUGCACGAUCGACGGAUUGCCUCUCCGGCAUUUACCUGUCUGGGGACGCAGAGUAGAAGGCCAAAGUCAGCUGAGGAUUCUCGCGCGGCUCAUCCCGGUCUUGCCGUCCUCGAUCUGAUUUAUGACUUGGGGCCGGAACUUUCCAAGACCGCACUAGAGGCAAGCGCUCCGAAGAGAGAUUGA
Symbiodinium sp. CCMP2456 is the source of this 1434-nucleotide messenger RNA. NCBI's taxonomy places the organism in Eukaryota, Dinophyceae, Suessiales, Symbiodiniaceae. The record is from the annotation of a GenBank genome assembly.